AUGUUGCACGAGUUGGAAAUGUCACGAUAUAGCCUGUUAAACAGACCGCAGAGCCCCACAAAAGGUGACACAAAUGUCGCCUUUCUGGAUGGCAACGAUGAAGAUGAAGGAUAUACAUUGGAGGAAAGAGAUAUCCAGAAGCUAUUCUAUCCACGGCAUCUAACUGUAGUUCUUGUUCCCGGGAUAUUGCUGCGGUACAAAAAUAACUAUGUACCAGAUUAUGUCCCUACCCCCCUCCAAAAUGAUAUCCACUACAAAACAGAUACCCUAGCGACCGACGGGCAUGAAUUCGGUCCCCCAUCACCCGAGCUCGACGCCGCAUGGUCUGAUAUGCUGCAGUACUCCAACAUCCGCCUAUCCAAAAAUGAACUAAGCGAUGGCUACCAUGAAAACCCAGCUCUAGCAGAACUAAGUGAUGUAUCAGGUAUAUACGGCUCAAUUGCGGUCUUCCAUUCCGUGCACUGCAUCAAACGGCUGCGGUACCUUUUGUACACGGAUCAUUAUCAUGCUAACGCGACGGAACGAGAGAUGUUUGAGUUGAAAAGGCAUGGCGAGCACUGCCUAAGCUACCUCCUCCAAUCCGCAAAAUGCAACGCAGACCUAACCGUCUUCCCCAUGCAAUGGGGUGAAAAAACCUGCAUACCCUUCGGGAUCGACCAAAGCUAUCACCAGUGCAAGGACUGGGACCAGAUCCAGGACUGGGCUAGAGAGCGGGGUUUUGAUAUCUAUGAGCCUGGGUUGCUCGUUCAUCCGGAUUAUGGGUGGGCGUAUUCGGAUGGGCUGAAUUGGGUUACAGGGGUGUCGGUUGGGGAUAAGUUGCUUGCUGAUAAGGUGGAUGAUGGUCAUUAG
Aspergillus ruber CBS 135680 is the source of this 849-nucleotide messenger RNA. RefSeq names its product oxidase ustYa family protein. Lineage: Eukaryota; Fungi; Ascomycota; Eurotiomycetes; Eurotiales; Aspergillaceae. The transcript has 7 exons. The record is from RefSeq and is a predicted model, not a curated record. Bases 1 to 849 code for a protein of 282 amino acids. Gene Ontology annotation, biological process: mycotoxin biosynthetic process.